CUGUCUGUCCACGCUGCAAACUUUGUUCUGAUCAGAAUGAUCAAGUCAAGCCUGCUGUCAGGCGCCAAGUCAAACAUGACUGUCGUGUUCUCCGUCAGCGGCCCAGUCCACACCGGAGCCGUCCUUACCAUCAACAUCACCGAGGAGAGGCUGGAGUUCUCCGAUUACCUCCCGCCCAGCUCAGCCACAGCUGGCUGGGAAGUCUUGUACGAGGUGGGGUUGCUGCUUGUCAAGUAUGUGGCCCCACAGACUAUUCCGGAGAGCACAGUCAACACGGUUGAACUCCUCAAUGUCUUGAACCCGGCCGGGGCCUUCAGCGUCAACUACAUUGUGUCCCUCAACUCAACCGUUACCGCAAAGAGCUCGCACAGGUCAAACUACGUCAUCGCGUACAAGCCCAAUGCACUCCUGAGGGUGGAGUCCAAUCUUGACAACUAUGUCGUUGCUAGUCAACCCCAGCUGAACCUUGCGGUCCAGAUCCGCAACCCACUCCCGAGGGACGCGCGACUUUCCAUCGACCUUCCGAGCACCUUUUCCGUCCUCUCCUCGUUUGCGACCUCCAACCUCUCGGGGCCUGACUGCUCCAUCGCCAUCACUGACGUCGUCGGUCUAAGCAUCCGCCUCCAACGGGUCCCCAGCAGGGAGUCGAAUUGUUCAGCCAUGCCCGCGCAGUCGUGGGUAAACUUGACCUUCCAUGGCUUCGGUUCCCAGCUCUUUUCCGGUCGAGUCCCAGCAGUCCAGGUGACAACUCUGACUAAGGACGGCUAUGAGAUUGACCAUGGCUUGAGCAACAACAUGUACAUGCUUGCGACGGUCAUUGCCAACGCCCAGUACA
Molecule: messenger RNA, 835 nt
Organism: Guillardia theta CCMP2712
Lineage: Eukaryota; Cryptophyceae; Pyrenomonadales; Geminigeraceae
Exons: 1
Source: RefSeq, a predicted model, not a curated record